Messenger RNA from Cydia splendana, 1653 nucleotides. It is a transcript of the gene lwr, whose product is annotated as SUMO-conjugating enzyme UBC9-A. Gene Ontology annotation, cellular component: nucleus. Lineage: Eukaryota; Metazoa; Arthropoda; Insecta; Lepidoptera; Tortricidae. The transcript is spliced from 5 exons. Gene Ontology annotation, molecular function: SUMO conjugating enzyme activity. The record is from RefSeq and is a predicted model, not a curated record. Gene Ontology annotation, biological process: protein sumoylation. Bases 122 to 601 code for a protein of 159 amino acids.
CUAUAUUUUACGUACGUGAACAAAUAAAAAAUAAUUAAUUGUCUGCUUGACGCAUCGUGGGACGCUUUUAUUCGCGCCGUGCAAUUUUUAUUUAAUUUAAAAUUAUAAAUAUAUAUUCCAGAUGUCGGGAAUAGCCAGUGCACGUUUAGCGGAGGAGAGAAAAGCUUGGCGCAGAGACCAUCCUUUCGGAUUUGUAGCCAGGCCUAUGAAAAACCCUGAUGGAUCACUCAAUUUGAUGACAUGGGAGUGUGCGAUUCCCGGAAAGAAGGGGACACCAUGGGAGGGAGGCUUAUACAAACUGCGAAUGAUCUUCAAAGAUGACUACCCAUCAAGCCCCCCGAAAUGCAAAUUCGAGCCUCCACUAUUCCAUCCCAACGUGUACCCGUCUGGAACAGUGUGCCUGUCUCUGCUCGACGAGGAGAAAGACUGGCGUCCCGCCAUCACAAUCAAACAGAUCCUACUCGGCAUCCAAGAUCUCCUGAAUGAGCCCAACGUGAAGGACCCUGCACAAGCUGAAGCUUACACAAUUUACUGCCAAAACCGACUAGAGUAUGACAAGCGAGUCCGCGCGCAAGCACGCGCUAUGGCCGCCACCGAGUGAACACUCAACAUUCUGGAAUGUUCCCAAAGCUCAACUACCGCCAUCUCAAAGUAUAGCUGCAACUGUAACAUGUCACAGAUAAAACGGGCAUUUGAUGAUAUUGUUUUUUUUUUACUAUUAUGGCCUGGAUGAAAGUUCUUCAAGCCAUGGUUAUAUUGAAAAUAAGUUCAGUUGCAGUACAACAGACAUGCUUUACAGUUGCAUCUAUGUUAUCUUGUCUGUUGCAGCCAAAUGCAUUCCACAAAAGAAUCUGUAAAACAUCAAUUGGUAUUGUAUACUUACUCUGUUGAUUCCAGGGCUACCCCACAAGUCUCUGAAGCUGGCUAAUAGAUGUUUAAUUAGGGUAAGGUAUAAUCUUGUCUAAGCUCUAUCUCAAGUAUUAUUGUGUUAAUAUAUUAUUCAAGAUUGUACCUAAGGUAAGGUUGCAUCAACACAAAGAAUAUGUAAAAAAUAUAUGGUGUUACAUUAAAUAUUGAGCUGACAAACAUUCAAAUUUCAAUGUGUAAAGCUCUUUACUUAGAGUUUUUAGUGUUGAUGUAACUUUAUGACCAAAUUAAUUCAAAUAUUUUGUAAUUAAAUAGGUUUUUAUUUUAGAUAGUUUUCAGAUCAGUGGGGUUCUUUCUCAUCUUACAUUUAUGACUAGAUAUAAUUGAAAUCAGCUGAUGUAUUUUAGUGUAGGGCUGCAGAAUUUAGCCCUUUUGUAGUUUGUAAAUCAAGUAAUAUUGUAAAAUAACACUUAACACUCCAUAAUAGACCUGGCAAUUAUUGUUUACAUUAGAAUAUUGUUAACUAUUAAGGACCUAAUUUAUUGGUAAAUGACAGCAUUAGGGAGGCAGUAUUGGUCCCAAACAUUUGUGCUAUUAAUAUGGUGUUAUUUCUACAGCUUUGUUUUAGUCGCGGCACCUUUGCGCGCAAAAACAUGUCUGCGAAAAUAAUACUUUACAUACUGUCGAGAUGUUCAAAAUGUAAGUUGCUUUAAGAAUCUGCGUCAUUAUUUUAACUAUUUUUGUAUCUUACGUCCGUCUUAUCGAACAAUAAAAAUUGUAAAAGUU